AUGAAUAACCUUAAUAGUAUAACAAAUAAUAUAACUCAACUAUUUGCCAAGGGAGAUUAUACAGAUAAUGAGGAGUUGAAGACGGAUUUGAAGAAUUUGCAUAAACAGGUGCGAGAGAAUAAUGUGAAGAAGGUCAAGAAGUUGUUGUCGACAAAAAGGGCCAAACAUAUAUUGAAUGCCGCCUCGGAGGACCUGGACGAGACGGCCAUCCUCAUCGCAGCCAAGGCCAACAACUUUGAGAUGUUUGAAUUGCUGCUGACAUUCUUCAAGACAUGUCGCGUCGACAUCAACAACCCCGACAAGAAUGGCUACACGUGUCUGCACCACUUGUUCGCCCUGCCCGACGUCGACCCCAAGCUGCUGCUCAUCCUGCUCGACGCCGACGUGCACGUCAACAGCAUCAACCGCGACCUCAACACACCGUUCCACUACUUUUGCCAAAAGUUCCGCUCCAACUCCAUGGCCAAGGAGGUGUUUGAUCGAUUCAUUGCCAAGGGCGCCAACAUCAAUGCCACCAACAAGAAUGGCGAGUCUCCUCUGCACAAGGCGGUCUUUAACAACAAUCUUGCCGAGACCAUGGUGACCCUAUUGCUGGAGGCACAGGCCAAUGUCAAUGCCACCAACAAGAAUGGCGAGUCAUGUCUACAUUACUGCGUGAGAAUGGGUCGCACUGACCUAGUCACACUUCUCAUCAAGUAUGGCGCCGAUCGCACCAUCACCAAGGACAAUCAAACACUCUACGAUAUUGCCAUUCAAGAGAACUUCACCAAACUAGCCGAUUUGUUAAAGGAUGGAGCUACGAUUGACACUUCACAGAAUGGUUCGACAACAGAGUUGAUCACAUUAUUACAGAAUCCAACGUUGAGGGAGGACUUUAGAGCAUUCCUACGCGAUGAGCUGAUAUGCGAGGAGAAUAUCUCAUUCUGGUUGGAUGUCGAGUCGUUCAGAUUGAUGAAGAUUGACAGCGCACAGCGAGUGUUCAAGGAGUUCUAUCGCAUACAGGAGAAGUACAUUAUGGACAACUCACCGAGCGAAAUCAACAUCCCAUUCACCAUCAAGAAGGAGAUCAAUGCAUUCAUCAAGACACUGCCGCCUAGGACUGAGAUGCUGUUUGACUCGUCUGGUUCUUCAAGCUCGCCAAUGCUCUCACCCAUCUCAAUGUCGGCGCCAAACCUUGGCGGCGUGAUCUCUUCGUCCUCGGGCAGUGGCAACAGCUCUCCAUCACUCUCGCCAGCACACUCCUUUUCACAACUCCCAACACAGUUGUCGUCCAAGACAACGCCAACAGACUCUGGCUCGGCCACACCAGCGGCCAAUCCAGCCACCACUUCAACUUCCACUUCCACAUCCAAUCCAACAUCCACUUCCUCAUCAUCUACAAACACCAACACAGCCACAGCCAUCCCAUCUAUUACAACAACCUCAACUACCACCUCUAGCCAAUCGACGACAACAGCGAUGGCUGCACCAGCCUCUGCACCGGGUUCGCCACAGGCCAAUCCAACAGGCUUCGACUACCAAAAGAUAAGAACCAUAUACAACUCUGCACAACAACACAUAUUUAUGCUAAUGGCCACAGACUCGCUUGCCAAGUACAAGAAGAGGACUAGAAAGAGCAAGUCCUACAACACACCACUGUCAGCAUCCACCACUUUGGCCUGA
Messenger RNA from Acytostelium subglobosum LB1, 1662 nucleotides. RefSeq lists its product as hypothetical. The transcript is spliced from 2 exons. Gene Ontology annotation, molecular function: protein binding. Bases 1 to 1662 code for a protein of 553 amino acids. Lineage: Eukaryota; Evosea; Eumycetozoa; Acytosteliales; Acytosteliaceae. The record is from RefSeq and is a predicted model, not a curated record.